AUGAAAACAUGUACUUUCUUUGUGGUGAUAGAGCAGUUCUGCAUCCAGAUUAUGGAAGCUCUAAAAGCAACUGAAGAUUUACAUGAAGAAGCUGCCAAGGCGUUGGCCCAGAGUGAGAGGAAGCGCCAUGAGUUCAACAGGCAGGUCACAGUUCAGUGGAAAGAAAAGGAUUUCCAGGGCAUGUUGGAGUGCCACAAAGAGGGCGAGGCCCUCCUCAUCCUCAACCUGGUGACAGACUUGAAGCCCCAGAUGCUGUUGGACACAGUGCCCUGUCUCCCCGCCUACAUCCUCUACAUGUGCAUCCGGCUCACGGACCAAACCAACGAUGAUCUCAAGGUGCACUCCCUGAUGACCUCCACCACCAACGGCAUUAAGAAAGUCCUGAAGAAGCACAGUGAUGACUUUGAGAUGAUGUCAUUCUUGUUAUCCAACACCUGCCACCUUCUUCACUGUCUGAAGCCGUACAGCGGGGAUGAGGGCUUCAUGACUCAGAAUACUGCAAAGCACAACGAACACUGCCUUAAGAACUUUGACCUCACCGAAUACCGUCAGGUACUGAGCGACCUUUCCAUUCAGAUCUACCAGCAGCUCUUUAAAAUUGCCGAGGGUGUGUUACAGCCGAUGAUAGUUCCUGCCAUGUUGGAAAAUGAGAGCAUUCAGGGUCUAUCUGGUGUGAAGCCCACUGGCUCCCAGAAGCACUCCUGCAGCAUGGCAGAUGAGGAUAACUCAUACCGCCUGGAAGCUAUCAUCCGCCAGAUGAAUGCCUUUCAUACAGUCACGUGUGACCAGGGCUUGGACCCUGAGAUCAUCCUGCAGGUAUUCAAACAGCUCUUCUACAUGAUCAACGCAGUGACUCUUAAUGACCUGCUCCUGCAGAAGGACGUCUGCUCUUGGAGCACAGGCAUGCAACUCAGGUACAAUAUAAGUGAGCUUGAGGAGUGGCUUUGGGGAAGAAACCUUCACCGGAGUGGAGUAGUUCAGACCAUGGAACCUCUGAUCCAAGCAGCCCAGCUCCUGCAAUUAAAGAAGAAAACCCAGGAGGAUGCAGAGGCCAUGUGCUGCCUGUGUGCCUCUCUCAGCACCCAGCAGAUUGUCAAAAUUUUAAACCUUUAGCCUCCCCUGAAUGAAUUUGAAGAACAGGUAACAGCAGCCUUUAUACAAACGAUCCAGGCACAACUACAAGAGCAGAAUGACCCUCAGCAACUGCUAUUAGAUGCCAAGCAAAUGUUUCCUGUUUUGUUUCCAUUUCAUCCAUCUUCCCUAACCGUGGAGUCAAUCCCAGCAUGUCUCAAUCUGGAGUUCCUCAGUGAAGUAGAUGCAUGUUUAGUCUGA
Gorilla gorilla gorilla (western lowland gorilla) is the source of this 1332-nucleotide messenger RNA. RefSeq names its product unconventional myosin-Vb-like. The transcript is spliced from 2 exons. The record is from RefSeq and is a predicted model, not a curated record. Gene Ontology annotation, molecular function: GTPase binding. Lineage: Eukaryota; Metazoa; Chordata; Mammalia; Primates; Hominidae.